Melanaphis sacchari is the source of this 1255-nucleotide messenger RNA. Its product is annotated as delta(9)-fatty-acid desaturase fat-6. Bases 74 to 1048 code for a protein of 324 amino acids. Gene Ontology annotation, biological process: unsaturated fatty acid biosynthetic process. The record is from RefSeq and is a predicted model, not a curated record. Lineage: Eukaryota; Metazoa; Arthropoda; Insecta; Hemiptera; Aphididae. Gene Ontology annotation, cellular component: endoplasmic reticulum membrane. The transcript is spliced from 5 exons. Gene Ontology annotation, molecular function: iron ion binding; stearoyl-CoA 9-desaturase activity.
AAGACAUAUCGAUCUCAAUAUAUAUUUUAAAUAAACAUUUUAAAGUCAGUAAAUUUGAUUAAACUUAUUUAUAAUGACGGAUAAAGACAUUAGAAUACCAAGAGAAACGCGAUGGCCAAAUGUUCUUUACUAUGUAUACCUUCAUUUUCCUGCUUUUAUUGGACUUUACUUCGCAGUUUUUCAAGCUAAAUGGACUACUAUAUUUUAUACGAUAUGUCUUAUCCACGUGUCUGUCCUCGGCUUAACUGCUGGUGCACAUCGAUUAUGGGCACAUAUAAGUUUCAAAGCCAGUACAUUACUCAGAGUAUUCUUGGCAUUUGCACAGACCUUAAUAUGUCAAGGAUCAAUUUACGACUGGGUGUUAGAACAUCGAUUGCAUCAUGAGCAUUUUAGUACAGAAAAAGAUCCGUUUAACCCACAACGAGGAUUUUUCUUUGCGUAUCUUACGAACAAAUUUGUUACAAGUCAUCCUGACCAUGAGAAAAUUUUAAAAACUAUCAAUACUGAAGAUUUGGAGCAAGAUCCUAUUGUAAUGUGGCAAAAAAGACUUUACUGGUUGCUGGCUCCAUUGUUAUUGAUUGUCACCGUGUAUUUACCAUCUGAACUCUGGGAUGAGUCACUUAUUUACUCAAUUUUCAUUGUUGGAUUCUUCAGAGUUACAGUAUCGUUACAUUACAGUUGGAUUUUAAAUGCAGCUACGAUAAUUUGGGGACUAGAACCACUCAACAAGUAUUCUAUUCAAACAAACUUAGUAUUUAUCAUAAAUAAAAGCCUGUGGCCUCAAUACCAUUACACGUUACCAUGGGACUAUCAAUGUGGUGAAUACGGUAAUUAUAAUCACGGGUGCAUUACGGCUCACAUAAGAGUGUGGGCGGCAUUGCGAUUAGUGACCAAUCUAAGAACAAUAGAUUCCGAUGGAAUGAGAAAAGCUAUGAUUGCAGCGGCUAGCACAGGACAAGAAUUCAAACAAUGUGCAGAAAAAUAUGCAUUUGAUCCAAAUCUUCUUAAAAUAAAAUGUGAAUUAGAUUUAGAAAGGAUACCUUCUUGAUUGCAAUUACUAUAUAUUACAAUACUUUAUCAUUUGUACAUCUUUAAUAAUCCUAAUUAACACGAAAACUUAAUUAAAUUAUGUAUUUUCGUAAGUUAAGAAAAAUGUAUCGGUUUGCUACCAUUUAUAAUAAGAAAUUCUAAUUUCUAACUUCUAAGUUUAGAUGAUUCAUUGUCAGUAAAACAUAAUAAAUAAUAGUGAAUAUAA